AUGGCGACUUCCAGGGCCGAUAAACUUUUCAGAGUUUGAUGUAGUCUGUUACAUGAGGUUACAGAGCGAGAAAUACGCUUAGUUUUGAGUUAACCACCAAACGCUACGAUGAUUAACCAGUUUGUAAGCGGCCUGAAGAGCCGCAACGAAGAGACGCGGACAAAGACGGCGAAGAACCUGCAGCAUUAUGUAACGACAGAGCUACGUGAGAUGUCGCAAGAUGAGAGGACAUCAUUCAUGGAUGAACUCAACCAUCACAUCUUUGAAUUGGUUUCUAGUCAAGAUGUGAAUGAGAAGAAGGGAGGAAUCAUGGCUAUUGUAAGCCUGAUCAGCAUUGAUAGUGACAAUGCCAAUCGUAUCACCCGCUUUGCCAACUACCUUCGUAUCCUCCUCCCAUCUAACGAUGUUGCCGUUAUGGAAAUGGCUGCUAAGGCGAUUGGGAGACUUGCUAUGGCUGGAGGUACCUUCACUCCCGAGUACGUGGAGUUUGAAGUUCGUAGAGCGCUUGAAUGGCUGGGAGGGGACCGGAAUGAGGGAAGGAGACAUGCAGCUGUUCUUGUGCUUCGGGAGUUGGCAGAGAACACCCCGACAUUCUUCUUCCAGCAGGUGCAGAGUUUCUUUGAUCAUAUUUUCAAUGCUGUCAGAGAUCCAAAGCAAUCCAUUCGGGAGGCUGCCGUGGCAGCGCUUAGGGCAUGUCUAGAGCUGACGUCACAGCGAGAGACCAAGGAAAUGCAAAAACCACAGUGGUACAAGCAAACUUACGAAGAGGCAGAAAAGGGGUUCGAGGAAGUUACUUCGAGGGAGAAGGGUCUUAACCGAGAUGAUCGAGUCCACGGUUCCCUUCUAAUCGUCAAUGAGCUCAUUAGGAACAGCAGUAUGGAAGGAGAGCGUCUUCGUCAAGAGAUGGAAGAAGUUUCACAUCAACAAUCACAACAUGAACACAGCUUUAAGCCGAUCUCAGCCGACAGUUGGUAUAGGCGCAAUCGCUUCCUGCGGUUGCCGAAGGAGUUUACUGGUUCGUCCGGGUCCAAGUCUAAAUUCCAGAUCCUGACUGCAGGGAUAGGUCAUAGUCUGCAGCACUCCCAGCGUUCGUCUAGCGCCCUCUCUUCGUUGGUGUCGCCCAACCUCGUGCAGCAGAAACCUCGUUUUGUUGAGAGCCGUUAUUGCCGUGAACUCAUGGAAUCCAAGUUUGAUGAGGUUUGUCAGCAAGUCUUAAAGUACCGGAACAGUCGUAGUCCUCUGAUUCAGCAGACUCUCCUGACCCUCAUCCCACGUCUCGCUGCUUUUCAACCCACUCUAUUUGUCAGCCAUUACCUAGAUGACUCUGUUCAGCAUCUACUCAGCAGUUUAAGAAGGGAGCGAGAACGAAGCAGUGCCUUCCAAGCUGUGGGUCUACUCUCGGUGGCCGUCAAGCAUGAGAUUAUGCCUCAUCUACCAAACAUACUGGCCAUCGUCAAGUCUGCCCUGCCGCAUAAAGACUAUCACAACAAGAAACAUAAAACGAGUCCAGUAGACCCAUCAGUCUUCACUUGUAUUAGUAUGCUGGCUAGAGCCGUAGGGAGCAACAUCUAUGCUGACGUCAAAGAUAUACUGGAACCUAUGCUAGCUGUUGGUCUCAGCCCUGCUCUGACUGCCUCCCUGCAUGACCUAGCUCAGCAGAUUCCUCAUCUCAAGAAAGAUAUUCAAGAUGGUCUGCUGAAGAUGCUCUCCCUCGUCUUGAUGAAUAAACCACUCAAGCAUCCGGGCACUCCAAAGGGCCUCAUGUCACCAGGCGUUCUAACUGGCUCAAACCAAGGAGGUACAGACUUUGGAGACAUAACCAGCACAGUCCUGGCUCUGCAGACCCUAGGAAGCUUUGAUUUCGAGGGUCACUCCUUGACUCAGUUUGUCCGUCAUUGCGCUGACCAUUUUCUCUCUAGUGAGCAUAAAGAGAUACGGGCUAAGGCUGCUAGAACCUGUGCACAACUCCUGCAGCCUUCAAUCAAUCUUCGUUCUAAUCGCCCUCACCCAGUGAGUACUACCAAUAUACAAGUGGUUGCGGAUGUACUCAGUAAACUACUCGUUGUUGCUAUCACUGACUCAGAUCCAGACAUUCGUUACUGCGUCCUUGCAUCGCUCGAUGAUCGUUUCGAUGGUCACCUUGCGCAAGCCGAGAACCUCGGCGCCCUCUUUGUUGCGCUUCAUGAUGAGAUAUUUGAGAUCCGAGAGCUAGCCAUGUGUACCAUCGGUAGACUGAGUAAUCUUAACCCAGCAUUUGUUAUGCCGUCUCUACGUAAGACAUUAAUUCAGAUAUUAACAGAGUUGGAGCAUAGUGGAGUAGGACGUAACAAGGAGCAAAGUGCUAGGAUGUUAGCUCAUUUAGUCUCCAACGCACCACGGCUGAUCAGACCCUACAUGGAACCUAUCCUCAAGGCUCUGAUUCCGAAACUGAAGGAGGCAGAUCCAAACCCAAGUGUGGUUAUAAACGUCCUGGCUGCAAUCGGAGAGCAGGCUCAGGUGAGUGGUAUCGAGAUGAGAAAGUGGAUGGAUGAACUCUGCCCCAUCAUUCUAGACAUGUUACAAGACUCUGCGUCACUCAGGAAGAGAGAGGUUGCCUUGUGGACUCUGGGACAGCUUGUUGAAAGCACAGGGUCUGUCGUUCAUCCCUACAAGAAAUAUUCCAACUUAUUAGACGUACUUCUGAACUUCUUGAAGACUGAGCAGUCUCCUAACAUCCGCAGAGAGACCAUCCGAGUGCUGGGUCUACUGGGAGCCUUAGACCCAUACAAACAUAAAGUCAAUCAAGGGUUUGUAGACAGCCACGGUGAGGGAGGUGCAGCCUUGAGUAUCUCAGAGGUCAAGAUUGGAACUGAAGGGGAGUACACCGCGAGUGAGAUGCUAGUUAACAUGGGCAGCGCCACUCUGGAGGAGUUUUAUCCGGCUGUUGCCAUAGCAACACUGAUGCGCAUCAUGCGAGACUCCUCAUUGGCCAAUCACCACACCGGAGUCGUCCAGGGGAUUACGUUCAUCUUCAAGAGCCUUGGAGUGAAAUGCGUGCAGUUCCUUCCGCAGAUUAUGCCGACGUACCUGAAUGUUAUUCGCACGAGCGAUGCAGGAAUAAGAGAGUUUCUGUUCCAGCAACUAGGCAUCAUGAUCUCGAUCGUCAAACAGCAUAUCAGGAACUAUCUGGAUGAUAUCUUUGAUCUUAUCAGAGAUUUCUGGACAGUAAACAGUCCCCUGCAGAACACUGUGAUUCAGUUAGUGGAGCAGACCGUGGUGGCCCUCGGGGGUGAAUUUAAGCUUUACCUCCCACGCAUCGUUCCUCAAAUGCUGCGUGUCUUCAUGCAUGAUAACAGCCAGGGGCGGAUGGUCACAACAAAGCUUCUGAAAGCUAUGCAGAAGUUUGGUGCCAACUUAGACGAUUACCUUCAUCUACUUUUGCCACCGGUGGUGAAACUGUUUGACUCAAACGACAUCCCCAUGCCAGUCAAGAGAACCGCUCUUGAGACCAUCGAUCUCCUAUGCGGAACCCUCGACUUCACCGAUUUCGCUUCCCGCAUCAUCCACCCCUUGGUUCGCUCCUUAGACACCACCCCCGAGUUGCGUAUCAUCGCCAUGGAUACCCUUGCCUCCCUCGUCCUCCAACUGGGCAAGAAAUACCAGAUCUUCGUCCCGAUGGUUAACAAGGUGUUGGUGAAACAUCGAAUCAGCCAUCAGAAGUAUGAGACUCUGGUGCUGAAAAUUAUCAAGGGAAACUCAAUCGCCGAGGAUGAGAUUUUGUUGAUGCGAACAAAGGCCAAGAAAGCAACCCAGAAGGACGAUGGAAACGCCGGGAUGGAACCUGUUAGUCUCAAGAAACUCCACGUCAAGACAAAUAAUCUGACCAAGGCCUGGGCAGUUACUCGCCGAGUGUCUCGUGAUGACUGGGUUGAGUGGUUGCGGAGAUUGAGUGUUGAGUUACUCAAGGAGUCACCAUCUCAUGCUCUAAGAUCCUGCUGGGCUCUCGCUCAAGCCUACAACACCCUGGCAAGGGAUUUGUUCAACGCUGCAUUUGUUUCUUGUUGGUCGGAGCUGACAGAGACGGAUCAAGACGGACUCAUUCAGAGUUUGCAGAAGGCUCUGACGUCUCAAGAUAUCCCAGAGAUUGUUCAGAUUCUGCUGAAUCUUGCCGAAUUCAUGGAACACUCUGACAAGGGUCCGCUACCUCUGAAUACAAUUCUGUUAGGGGAAUGUGCUUCAAAAUGCAGAGCGUACGCUAAGGCACUCCACUACAAGGAAGAGGAGUUCAACCGUGGACCAAACACUGAAAUACUAGAAGCUCUCAUCAGCAUAAACAACAAGCUUCAUCAACCAGAGGCUGCUUAUGGUGUCCUGCAGUACGCAAUGAAGAAUUACAUCAACAGAGCGGAACUGCAAAUCCAAGAGACGUGGUACGAGAAACUGCACGAUUGGGACAACGCCCUCGCUGCAUAUGAGAAGAAGCAAAAGGAAGACCCAGAUGAUUUUGAUCUGACUAUUGGAAGGAUGCGCUGCAUGGAAGCUCUUGGAGACUGGCGGCAGCUCCAUGAUCUUGCCUGUGAGAGGUGGCCGAUGGUUUCCGAUGACGGCCGGCAGCAGAUGGCCCGGAUGGCCGCCGCAGCAGCAUGGGGGCUAGGCAACUGGGACAGCAUGGAGGAAUAUUCCUGCUUGAUCCCUCGGGAGUCGUACGACGGGGCGUUCUACCGUGCCGUCUUGGCCGUGCACCAGGAUCACUUUGGACAAGCUCAACAGUGCAUUGACAAGGCUCGCGAUAUUCUUGACACGGAGUUGACAGCUAUGGCUGGUGAGAGUUACGAUCGAGCCUACGGAGCGAUGGUCUCGGCUCAGAUGUUGUCAGAACUGGAAGAGAUUAUUCGAUACAAGCUGGUCUCAGAGAGACGGGAUAUUAUCAAACAGAUGUGGUGGGAUCGACUACAGGGAUGCCAGCGUAACGUUGAGGAUUGGCAGAGGAUUAUCCAAGUGAGAUCUCUGGUCAUUAAUCCUCAAGAUGAUCUCCGCACAUGGCUCAAGUAUGCCAGCCUCUGCCGCAAGACUGGACGAAUGCAACUUUCCCACAAGACUCUGGUGAUGUUGCUCGGGGUAGACCCUAAGAGUGUUCCAGACACGCCCUUUGAGACUCUAACGACGGUCAAACACCCUCGCGUUGUCUUCGCUUACCUCAAACACAUGUGGAAGGAGGAUAAACAGUCCCAGGCGUUUGAGCAUUUGCAUCACUUUGUGCAUUCGACACUGACCCAACACAUGCAAGGCGUGCUAGGCUCCUCAGACGAAGCUGAACGUCGAGAGCUACAAACACUCAUGGCAAGAUGUUAUUUGAAGCUUGGUGAAUGGCAGCAGAGUCUGGAGGAAACCAGUCAACACACCAUUGAAGACAGUCUGGUGUACUUCAGUAAAGCCACUGAGCAUGAUCGAGAUUGGUAUAAGGCGUGGCAUUCUUGGGCGUUUAUGAACUACGAGGCCACCUUGUACUACAAGAAUCAACCCAGCUCGGCAUUCCAAGUCGUACCUGCACAGCCGUCCUCCAGCACCCCUAAGAGCAAGACGGAUGAGGAGGAGGAAGAGGAAGGGGAGGGGCCUACUGAGGAGAAGAAGGGGGAGGACUUGUCCGAAACGCCGGAUGAACUAAGAUCGGAGAUUACCCCGCAUCAACAACGAACAACAACUCAGAUGAGUCACAUUGAGAAGUACGCAGUGCCGGCUGUCCAAGGAUUCUUCCGUUCUAUAUCCCUGUCGAGAGGGAAUUCCCUACAAGACACGCUUCGUCUCUUGACGCUAUGGUUCGAUUACGGACAAUGUAGUGACGUCUACGACGCUCUUGUUGAAGGGAUCAAGUCUAUACAGAUCGACACUUGGCUCCAGAGCUGUAUAAUUUAG
Messenger RNA from Asterias rubens (European starfish), 5892 nucleotides. Its product is annotated as serine/threonine-protein kinase mTOR-like. Gene Ontology annotation, cellular component: nucleus; TORC2 complex; TORC1 complex. The transcript is spliced from 42 exons. The record is from RefSeq and is a predicted model, not a curated record. Bases 109 to 5892 code for a protein of 1927 amino acids. Gene Ontology annotation, molecular function: protein binding; protein serine/threonine kinase activity. NCBI's taxonomy places the organism in Eukaryota, Metazoa, Echinodermata, Asteroidea, Forcipulatida, Asteriidae. Gene Ontology annotation, biological process: negative regulation of macroautophagy; protein phosphorylation; TOR signaling.